GGCUAACCCCGCGUUUUUCUUUCAUACCGUGGUCCUCAAACAGUUUAUUUUUUUCAGAAUUUAGAUUUUUUUAAGAAAAUCUGGGGGAUGUAUUGCGCUUUGUGGUCUAAAUCGAGAGCGGUGUGAUCGAUACACAAUACACGCUCAUUAUUCACUGUUGACUAUCUAUUAAUUUAAUAUGGGGUCUUCACUAAUGAAGAGAAUGCUUGUCGCGCGCCAAGUAGCCACCGAUGCGAAGCCAUCGUGUGGGAGGGCUGUCAAUGGGGAAGACUAUAACCUCAACCUCCACAUUGCCGCUGUUUUCAUCAUCCUCUUCGUGUCAUCAACAGCUUGCGCCUUCCCUCUCAUUGUGGUAAAAGCACCCCGCCUCCGCAUCCCACCCACCUUCCUCUUCGUCGUGCGUCAUUUUGGAACGGGUGUCCUAAUCGCUACUGCGUUCGUGCAUUUGUUGCCCACGGCGUUUAUUUCCCUCACUGAUCCCUGCCUGCCCGAUUUCUGGAAUAAGGAUUAUCCUGCUAUGGCGGGGGCGUUGGCUCUUGCUGCGGUGUUCAUGAUUGCUGUGGUGGAGAUGGUGUUUAGUCCGGGGAAGAAUGGGUGUGCAAUGCCGGCGGGAAUGAUGGAGGAGAGUAUCGGGGGCGGGCAUAGGAAUGAGAAUACGAAAGAGGGCUCUAGUGUCGGGAAUCAGGAGGGAGAAAGGCGACCAGAACAGGGGCUCAUCCACGGCCGAAAUAAUAGCACAGGAAGGGAGCUCCAGAGAAUCACGAAAAGCAGUGCAGCUUUCGAUGCGGGGGAGCGCAAUACACUCCCUCAAGCUAAAGAGGAGUCUGAAAAAUAUGUAGCUUCAUCAUCUGCGAAUGGAACAGCAAUCACGCCCAUCGAGAUACAAAAUCACAAGAAAGCACUAAUGCAGUGUGUGCUGUUAGAGAUGGGGAUUCUAUUCCACAGUGUGUUUAUUGGCAUGGCACUCAGUGUUGCUGUUGGGAACGAUUUUAUCGUGCUUUUAAUUGCAAUUACUUUCCAUCAAACAUUUGAAGGUCUCGCACUUGGGUCACGAAUUGCGGUCCUAAGUUGGAAAAGACAUGCUUUCCAACCUUGGCUUAUGGCGCUCGCCUACGGCUGCACAACGCCAAUAGGCCAGGCCAUAGGUCUAGCAACACGCACCCUCUAUGCACCCGGCUCACAAGUUGGCCUCCUUAUGGUCGGGAUUAUGAAUGCUAUUUCAUCUGGAUUGUUGACGUUUACGAGUUUAGUGGAUUUGAUGAGCGAGGAUUUCUUGAGUGAUGAGAGUUGGACAGUUUUAAGGGGGAGGAGGAGGGUUUGGGCUUGUUUGCUGGUUUUUGCGGGAGCAUUUGGGAUGAGUUUGAUUGGUGCUUGGGCUUGAGGUGACGUGGAUGCAAAAAUGGGAAAGUGAGAAUAAUCAAUGGGGUUGGAAUGUGACCCAACAAACCUGCAUACGGCUUGAAGAGCCCGUCGCCUGUGGAUUGCAUUCGCUGCUGUGAAUCCUUCGCCCACGUUGUUAGCUAAUUCUGAGGCAAUGUAAGUAUAUUAUGGAG
Molecule: messenger RNA, 1553 nt
Organism: Pseudogymnoascus verrucosus
Lineage: Eukaryota; Fungi; Ascomycota; Leotiomycetes; Thelebolales; Thelebolaceae
Exons: 5
Coding region: 179-1381 (400 amino acids)
Biological process (GO): zinc ion transmembrane transport
Cellular component (GO): plasma membrane
Molecular function (GO): zinc ion transmembrane transporter activity
Source: RefSeq, a predicted model, not a curated record